GCUUGAAUCCACCCCACAGAGUGAAGUCAAUUUCAAUGACUACUUUCACACAACAGGAAAUAGAAUUUCUGCAGAAACAUGGAAAUGAAGUGUGCAAACAGAUUUGGCUAGGCCUAUUUGAUGAUAGAUCAUCAGCAAUUCCAGACUUCAGGGAUCCACAGAAAGUAAAGGAAUUUCUACAGGAAAAAUAUGAAAAGAAAAGAUGGUAUGUUCCUCCAGAGCAAGCAAAGGUGGUGGCAUCAGUCCAUGCAUCCAUAUCGGGGUCUUCUGCUAGUAGUACAAGCAGCACACCUGAGGUGAAGCCACUCAAAUCUCUUCUGGGAGAAGCUGCACCCACACUGCACUUAAACAAGGGCACACCUAGCCAAUCUCCUGUUGUAGUUCGAUCUCAAGGACAGCAGCAACAAGAAAAGAAACAAUUUGACCUCCUCAGUGACCUUGGCUCAGAUAUCUUUGCUGCUGCUCCUCCUCAGUCAACUGCUACAGCAAAUUUUGCUAAUUUUGCACACUUCAACAGUCAUACAGCGCAGAACUCUGCAAAUGCAGGUUUUGCAAACUUUGAUGCAUUUGGACAGUCUAGUGGCUCGAGUAAUUUUGGAGGUUUCCCCACAGCAAGUCAGUCUCCUUUUCAGCCCCAAAAUACAGGUGGAAGCGCUGGAUCGGUGAAUGCUAACUUUGCUCACUUUGAUAACUUCCCAAAAUCCUCCAGUGCUGAUUUUGGAGCCUUCAAUGCUUCUCAGAGCAACACAACAGCAACUGCAGCCAUUAAAGCUGCAGUGAACAAACCGAAUCUCCAGUCAGCUGACAAAUAUGCAGCUCUUGCUAAUUUAGAUAAUAUCUUCAGUGCAGGGCAAGGUGGUAGUGAGCAAGGAAGUGGCUUCAGUACAGCAGUGUCAGCAUCAGCAGGUCCUGCACUGUCAGUCCCAAAUCAGUCAAGUGCAUCUUCAGACAAGUAUGCGGCUCUAGCAGAACUAGACAGUGUGUUCAGCUCCACAGCAACCUCUAGUAACGCAUAUACGUCCACCAGUAAUGCUAGCAGCAAUGCUUUUGGAACAGUACCUGUGGCUGCUACUGCACAGACACAGCCUGCAUCUUCGAGUGUGCCUGCUCCAUUUGGAGCAACACCUUCCACAAAUCCAUUUGUAGCUGCCCCUGUUGCCCCAGUGGCACCUUCAACAAAUCCAUUCCAGACAAAUAGCCGAGGAGCAACAGCAACAUUUGGUACUGCAUCCAUGAGCAUGCCUGCAGGAUUUGGAACUCCUGCCUCCUACAGUCUUCCUACUAGUUUUAGUGGCAACUUCCAGCAGCCCACGUUCCCAACCCAGGCAGCUUUCCCUCAACAGACUGCUUUCGCUCAGCAGCCAAAUGGAGCAGGUUUUGCUGCAUUUGGACAGGCAAAGCCUGUAGUAACUCCUUUUGGACAAGUUGCAGCUGUUGGAGUAUCUAGUAACCCUUUUAUGGCUGGUGCACCAACGGGACAAUUUCCAACGGGAAGCUCAUCAACCAAUCCUUUCUUAUAGCCUUAUAGACACUUUACCCAAAAGAACUCUUAUGUGGUCACAUAACAUCUCUGCGCCUCUUGCACUGUUGUCUUGUUUCACUGAUAUUAGCUUUAAACACAAAAGAAGUCUUUAAGAAGUAAAAAUAAAAGCCUGCAUUGUGUACCUUUAAAAAAAAAUUAAAAAAAAAAA
Messenger RNA from Egretta garzetta (little egret), 1691 nucleotides. It is a transcript of the gene AGFG1, whose product is annotated as ArfGAP with FG repeats 1. The record is from RefSeq and is a predicted model, not a curated record. NCBI's taxonomy places the organism in Eukaryota, Metazoa, Chordata, Aves, Pelecaniformes, Ardeidae. Gene Ontology annotation, cellular component: cytoplasmic vesicle. Gene Ontology annotation, molecular function: GTPase activator activity. The coding region runs from base 36 to 1520 and encodes 494 amino acids. The transcript is spliced from 12 exons.